GAAAAAUAAGAGCUGCAGUGAAUAUUAAACAUCAAUUUGAAAACGUACAGAGCAGAGAUUCUGUCCCUGCAGAGAAUCUGAAUCAACUAUUUGUGGAAACCUAACAACAGGGUUUUAAUGUAGCUUUGAAAAGUAGCAGCAUUUUCUGAAUAUCAUAUUUUGUGCUAAUUGAUGUUAAAAUUCUGAAAAUUUGUAACUUAUAUUUUCCUCCCAACCUCCACACCCUUUCUUGAAAAUCUUUAUCGAGAAGAAGAACAUGGCUACCAAUGGUCGUGUUAAGAGAAAAUCUCCACCAGAUGACUCGGAUAUUAUCCAUGUCAACUUAUCAAUCAGCUUUCAGGAUGGGCAUCGAUUGUUCUUCAAGGUGAAUCAGGAUUUGCAAUUAAUUAAGGUAUUCAGAGAAUUCUGUGAUCGAAGGAAUUUGGAUUACGACACCUUGAAGUUCAUAUAUGAGGGUACUCAAGUUAGAGGAAAUCAAACACCAAAAACGCUUAAUAUGGAAGAUGGUGCUGAGAUCUUUGCUGCGAGACACCAAUUUGGAGGUUAGGAAAUGGUCUCUCAGUUAUGAGGAAAUGGUCUCUCAGUUAUGAGGAAAUGGUUGUCAGAAAAAACUAUGCAUUAUGCACUUUUACUUAUUGUGAAUCAACUUAUAUGUUAAACUUGAGUAGCAGUAGUAGUAAAUAUGUAUUGAACAAAAUUGAAGACUAAGAAGAGUAUUUUUAGGAUUUUCUUUUUUAUUAGUUACCUCAC
Messenger RNA from Cajanus cajan (pigeon pea), 750 nucleotides. RefSeq names its product small ubiquitin-related modifier 1-like. Gene Ontology annotation, molecular function: protein binding. The record is from RefSeq and is a predicted model, not a curated record. NCBI's taxonomy places the organism in Eukaryota, Viridiplantae, Streptophyta, Magnoliopsida, Fabales, Fabaceae.